Polyodon spathula (Mississippi paddlefish) is the source of this 9390-nucleotide messenger RNA. Its product is annotated as adenomatous polyposis coli protein-like. The transcript is spliced from 17 exons. The coding region runs from base 351 to 8900 and encodes 2849 amino acids. The record is from RefSeq and is a predicted model, not a curated record. Gene Ontology annotation, molecular function: gamma-catenin binding; microtubule binding; beta-catenin binding. Gene Ontology annotation, biological process: cell fate specification; negative regulation of canonical Wnt signaling pathway; cell migration. Gene Ontology annotation, cellular component: cytoplasmic microtubule; beta-catenin destruction complex; catenin complex. Lineage: Eukaryota; Metazoa; Chordata; Actinopteri; Acipenseriformes; Polyodontidae.
CGCCCCGGGGCUGCAGGACGAGACAAUAUGGCGUAGCGUAGGGUAGGAUUGCAGUGACUGAAAAGAAAGAAACGGUGUGAGACACAAAGGGAAACAUUGAAAAACGUUGAGAAAAAGAGAAAAUUGGGAACGAGAUGUGCGCCACAAAUUAAGACACAUAACUUUUGUUUAACGUACUUUUCAGGAGCGAGAAGGAAAGUUAGACUACGGGGAAGGGCUGAAUGUUGUUUCAGCCCUAAUGUUGCAGUAGACGUGUUCGUGGAUCAGCUGCAGACAGCACCCACCAUCAUCAGGGUCAAAAUGCAUUUUUGACAUGCAGUAGGAUAUAAAAGGUCAAGUAGUAGUCCAAGAUGGCUGCAGCUUCUUAUGACCAGCUGCUAAAGCAAGUGGAGGCACUUAAAAUGGAAAACUCGAAUCUUCGACAAGAUCUUGAGGACAACUCAAAUCACCUUACCAAACUUGAAAGAGAGGCAUCAAACAUGAAGGAGGUGCUUAAAGAGUUACAAGGAAGCAUUGAAGAAGAGUCCAUGGGGUCUUCUGGGCAAAUUGACCUGUUGGAGCGGCUGAAAGAGAUGAACUUGGAUCCAAGUAAUUUCCCUGGGGUCAAACUAAGGCCGAAGGUUUCAUUACGCUCAUACGGCAGUCGAGAGGGCUCAGUAUCUGGGCGGUCAGGAGAAAGCAGCCCUGUACCCAUGGGCUCCCAUCCACGAAGGGGAUUGGUCAGUAGCAGCCGGGAAAGCACUGGGUAUCUGGAGGAGUUAGAGAAAGAAAGAUCUUUAUUAAUUGCUGAACUGGAGAAGGAAGAGAAGGAAAAAGAUUGGUAUUAUGCACAACUUCAGAAUCUCACAAAGAGGAUUGACAGCUUUCCGCUCACUGAGAAUUUUUCUCUGCAAACGGACAUGACAAGAAGGCAAUUGGAAUAUGAAGCGAGGCAGAUCAGAGCUGCAAUGGAGCAGCAGCUUGGGACAUGCCAGGACAUGGAGAAACGGGCACAGGCAAGAGUAGCUAGAAUUCAGCAAAUAGAGAAAGACAUGCUUCGCAUUCGACAGCACUUACAGGCUCAGACAGCAGAAUCAGAGAAGACAUCGCAGAGCAAGCAUGAUCCACCUUCACGUGAUGCAGAAAGACAGGGUGAGGGAGGACAUGCAGCUGUAGAAUUGGGCAUGGGUACCACAGUGUGUGGUCAGGGUUCAGGUGUCCGCAUGGAUCAUGAGACAGCCAGUGAUAUGAGCUGUAGUAGUAGUUAUUCUGUCCCUCGAAGACUGACAAGUCACCUGGGUACCAAGGUAACCGAAGAUUCCAAGCCCCAGGUGGAAAUGGUGUAUUCGCUGCUGUCAAUGCUUGGUACCCACGAUAAGGACGAUAUGUCCCGCACUUUGCUAGCGAUGUCUAGCUCCCAGGACAGUUGUAUAGCAAUGCGGCAGUCAGGGUGCCUUCCUCUGCUGAUCCAGCUGUUGCAUGGAAAUGAUAAAGAAUCUGUGCUGCUGGGAAAUUCCCGUGGAAGCAAGGAGGCCCGUGCAAGGGCAAGUGCAGCGCUACACAAUAUCAUCCACUCGCAACCAGACGACAAACGUGGAAGGAGAGAAAUACGUGUGCUUCACCUGUUGGAACAGAUUCGUGCUUAUUGUGAAACAUGCUGGGAAUGGCAAGAGGCACAUGAACAAGGUGUAGAUCAGGACAAAAACCCAAUGCCAUCACCAGUGGAGCAUCAGAUCUGCCCUGCUGUAUGUGUGCUUAUGAAACUGUCUUUUGAGGAAGAACACAGGCAUGCUAUGAAUGAACUUGGAGGAUUGCAGGCUAUAGGAGAGUUGUUGCAGGUAGACUGUGAAAUGUAUGGACUUACCAAUGACCACUACAGUGUUACUCUGAGGCGUUAUGCAGGAAUGGCUCUUACAAACUUAACAUUUGGCGAUGUUGCAAAUAAGGCAACUUUGUGUUCGAUGAAAGGCUGUAUGAGGGCAAUGGUGGCACAACUGAAAUCCGAAAGUGAAGAUUUACAGCAGGUAAUUGCAAGUGUCUUGAGGAAUUUGUCUUGGCGUGCUGAUGUUAAUAGUAAAAAGACUCUACGUGAAGUAGGAAGUGUGAAAGCACUAAUGGAAUGUGCUCUGGAAGUGAAGAAGGAAUCUACCCUUAAAAGUGUACUCAGCGCCCUCUGGAACUUGUCGGCACACUGCACCGAGAACAAGGCAGACAUCUGCGCUGUGGAUGGUGCAUUGGCCUUUUUAGUUAGCACUUUAACCUACAGAAGUCAAACCAACACUUUAGCCAUCAUCGAAAGUGGGGGAGGCAUCUUGCGAAAUGUGUCCAGUCUCAUUGCUACAAAUGAAGAUCAUAGGCAGAUACUGCGAGAAAAUAACUGCCUACAGACGCUGUUACAACACUUGAAAUCUCACAGCCUAACAAUAGUUAGUAAUGCAUGUGGAACUCUAUGGAACCUUUCAGCUCGCAAUGUAAAGGACCAAGAGGCCUUAUGGGACUUGGGAGCUGUGAGCAUGCUUAAGAACCUUAUUCAUUCAAAGCACAAAAUGAUUGCAAUGGGCAGCGCUGCUGCUUUACGAAACCUAAUGGCCAACCGACCUGCUAAAUAUAAGGAUGCAAACAUUAUGUCCCCUGGAUCUAGCUUACCUUCCUUGCAUGUCAGAAAACAGAAAGCUUUGAUAGAAGAACUGGAUGCACAACAUUUAUCAGAAACUUUUGAUAACAUCGACAAUUUGAGCCCCAAAGCAUCCCAUCGAAACAAACAAAGACACAAGCAAAAUGUGUACAGUGAAUACGUUUUGGACUCUGGACGGCACAAUGAAGAUGGGAUGUGUAGGUCUGAGAGUUUUAAUGCUACCAAUUUGACUGUUCUCUCUCCUUAUAUGAACACUACUGUACUGCCCGGCUCAACCUCUAGUGAAACUAGGGGAAAUACAGAAAGUUCUAGGACUGAAAAAGACAGAAGCACUGAAAGAGAAAGGCGAGGACCAGGACCUGGUGGGUUCCAUCCUUCAGAAAAUUCUUCAAAAAGAAUUGGAAUGCAGAUAUCUACGACAGCUGCACAGAUUGCCAAGGUCAUGGAAGAAGUGCAGAGCAUACAUAUAUCCCAAGAUGAUGGAAGUACAGGGUCUUCAGCAGAUCUGCAUUGUCGACAAGAGGAAAGGAGUGGCCCGAGACGAACAUCCGCUUCUCACACGCACUCUAAUGCGUAUCACUUUAACAAACAAGAGCAUCCCAGUAGGACAUGCCCUAUGCCAUAUGGAAAAAUUGAAUGUAGAGCAUCAAAUGACAGCCUAAACAGUGUUAGCAGCAGUGAUGGGUAUGGUAAAAGGGGUCAGAUGAAGCCAUCUGUGGAAUCCUAUUCAGAGGAUGAUGAUGGAUAUGGUAAAAGGGGUCAGGUGAAGCAGUCAGUGGAAUCCUAUUCAGAGGAUGAGGAAGGGAAGUUUUGCAGUUAUGGAAAGUAUCCUGCUGACCUAGCCCACAAGAUACACAGUGCCAACCAUAUGGAAGAUAAUGAUGGAGAGAUGGACACCCCAAUAAAUUACAGUCUUAAAUAUUCAGAUGAACAGUUAAAUUCAGGAAGGCAAAGCCCUAGCCAAAAUGAAAGGUGGCCAAGACCUAAACAUCUUGUGGAAGAUGAGAUGAAGAGGAACGAACAAAAAACAUCAAGGACUCAAAACCAGGGGUAUUCAAUUUACACAGAAAACAGUAGUGAGGCCGCUGAUAAGCAUAUGAAAUUCCCCCCACGAUUUGGACAGGCGCUGUGUCCUGGUCCUUUCAGACAAAGAGGCUGUAACGGCUCAGAGCAAACUGGAUCUGGUUCUAAUCAUGGAAUUAAACAAAAGAUGAAUCCAUCACACUGCCCGGUAGAUGACUAUGAUGAUGAUAAGCCAACCAAUUAUAGCGAGCGGUAUUCAGAAGAAGAGCAACAUGAUGAAGAGGAUCAGCCAACAAAUUAUGGAAUAAAGUAUAGUGACGAACACCACCAUGUUGAACCCAUUGACUACAGUAUAAAGUACUCCUCUGAAGUCCCGUCAUCUCAAAAGUAUGGACAUUCAAAGGCUACUUCUGUUCAGAACUCAACGAAGGAUCAUAUAACACAAAACAGUGGAAGCAGCUCUGGUCCAUCAACCAAAAAUUCUGUCCGACAAAACCAACUUCACCCAUCCUCAGCCCAGACAAGAUCAGGUCCAACUCGGGUACUCCAAAAGUCUACCACAGGCAAGGCACCUUCCAUCAAUCAAGAAACUAUACAGACGUACUGUGUUGAAGACACACCAAUCUGUUUUUCCAGGGGCAGUUCCCUGUCGUCUUUGUCGUCUGCAGAGGAUGAGAUGGAAGGGCGUGAGCAGCACAGGAAUGUUGCAAAUAACUACCCAACUUUGCCUAUUGCUGACAAAGAUUCUAAUGGUUCUUUAUGUGCUGACACGCCCAUGGCUGAAGACCAGACCUCUUCUCAGUAUACAAGAAUGAAAGCCCAAAGACAUCAGUCCUCUAAUGUGGCAAGUUCUGAUGGAUCAAGACAUAAAGCUGUUGAGUUCUCGUCCGGUGCCAAAUCUCCAUUCAAAAGUGGGGCACAGACUCCAAAAAGCCCUCCAGAACAUUACGUACAAGAAACUCCUCUAAUGUUUAGCAGGUGUACUUCUGUAAGUUCUUUGGACAGCUUUGAGAGUCACUCGAUUGCCAGCUCUGUACAGAGUGAACCUUGCAGUGGAAUGGUCAGUGGAAUUAUCAGUCCAAGUGAUCUGCCAGAUAGUCCGGGUCAGACAAUGCCCCCAAGCAGAAGCAAGACCCCUCCUCCACCACAUGCAGGUCAAAUGAAAAACAAAGUGAAAGUGCCUAAUAAUGCUGAUGAGAGAGAGUUGGCUCCAAGGCAUGUUGCUGUAAAUGCUGCUAUUCAGAGAGUCCAGGUUCUUCCAGAUAAUGAUACUAUGUUACAUUUUGCAAUAGAAAGCACUCCAGAUGGCUUCUCUUGUUCAUCAAGCUUAAGUGCUCUGAGUCUUGAUGAGCCCUUUAUUCAGAAAGAUGUAACACUGCAAAUAAUGCCUCCUGUACAUGAAGAUGAUCAUGGAAAUGGAGAACCUGAAAAGGAGGAAGACACAAAAGAACAUGAGAGUCAGGAUAAACCACCUAAUUCCAGUGAACCUGAAAAAGAUAUACUUAAUGAUUCUGACGAUGAUGACAUUGAUAUAUUGGAAGAAUGUAUAAAUUCAGCCAUGCCAACCAAGUCUUCAAGAAAAAACAAAAAGCCGCCUCCUGUCGCCAGAAAACCAAGCCAGCUUCCUGUAUAUAAACUCCUCCCUUCUCAAAACCGAGGACAGCAGCAAAAAAAUGCUAAUUUCACACAUGGAGAAGACAUGCCUAGAGUAUACUGUGUUGAGGGAACUCCAAUUAACUUUUCUACAGCCACAUCUCUAAGCGACCUAACCAUAGAGUCACCUCCAAAUGAGCUUGCUAACACUGAAAGUUCUAAUAUUGAAACCCAGGGUACUGGGUCAUCUGCCAUGGAAAGACGAGACACUAUUCCAAUGGAGGGAAGAAGCAUAGAUGGCAAAGAUACAGUAAAAGGCUCCGCUGCUCCCUGUUUACCUCUGGAUGAUGAAAAAGCAGAAGGCGAUGACAUACUAUAUGAGUGUAUUAGUUCAGCAAUGCCAAAGGGUAAAAGUCAUAAGCCUUUCAGGGUAAAGAAAAUUAUAGAUCAGGUACAGCAGACAUCUACAUCUCCAGGUAACCCAAGGCAACAAGAUACUGAGAAAAAGAAACCUACUUCUCCAGUAAAACCAAUGCCGCAAAGCAGUGAAUACCGAGCUCGAGUGAUGAAGCCUCCUAACAGUUUUUCCUCAGGCACUUACCCUGAUAAAAAUAAGGAUGCCAAAAAACGAGAUCCCAAAAAUUCCAGGGAAUGUAGUAAUAAGCCUCCAAAUAGCGAAGAACGUGUACGUGGAAGUUUUGCUUUUGAUUCCCCGCAUCACUAUAGUCCAGUAGAGGGCACCCCUUAUUGUUUCUCACGCAAUGAUUCCCUGAGUUCAUUAGACUUUGAUGAUGAUGAACUAGAUUUUUCUAAAGAGAAAGCUGAACUUAAAAAAGAAAAAGAACAUAAAAAAGCAUCCACAAGAAAUGUUAAUGAGCAAACGUCCAACCACCCACCUGUAAGUAGAACGCAAGUGUACCAGAGGCCAGGUCCUAAUAGAGGCCCUGCAAAACUGUUGCAAAAACAAGCAACAUUUCCACAGGCAUCCAAAGAUAACAUAGGCUCUGUUACAGAUGAAAAAAUGCAGAACUUUUCUAUUGAAGACACCCCAGUGUGUUUUUCAAGAAAUUCAUCUCUCAGUUCAUUAAGUGAUAUUGACCAAGAAAACAAUAACAAAGAAAGUAGUCUUGAUCGUCAGAAAGAAAAUUCAAGUGUCCAGGUGGAAGGAUCGAGGCCCCAGGCUUCAGGUUAUGCUCCAAAGGCAUUUAACGUUGAAGACACUCCUGUGUGCUUUUCCAGAAACAGUUCUCUUAGCUCUCUUAGCAUUGACUCAGAAGAUGAUCUUCUACAAGAAUGUAUUAGUUCUGCUAUGCCCAAGAAGAAAAAACAGCCUGCCAAAAGCCAUGGAGGUGACAAUGCAACAAAUGAUGACAAACAUAUUGGGGGGAUUUUAACAGAAGAGCCAGAUUUAACAUUGGAUCUAAGAGAUAUACAAAGUCCUAUUUCAGAGCAGGCACACUCUCCUGAUUCUGAAACUUUUGACUGGAAGGCUAUUCAAGAAGGUGCUAAUUCUAUUGUAAGUAGCUUACAUCAGGCUGCUGCUGCUAGCCUUUCCAGACAGGCCUCUUCGGACUCUGAUUCAAUACUGUCUCUUAAAUCGGGCAUCUCUCUAGGAUCUCCCUUCCACCUUGCAUCUGAUCAAGAAGAGAAGCCUGUUGCCUCAAAUAAAGGUCCAAGGAUCUUAAAGCCUGGAGAGAAGAGCACCUCGGAAUCCAAAAAGAAAGAAGAGGAACAAGCAAAAGCUUUAAAAGGAGGAAAGAAGGUUUAUAAAAGUCUGAUAACCGGUAAAGCACGAUCCAGUGUUGACAUUUCUUCUAUACCAAAACAUCAGGCUCCUGUUCCCUUGAUCUCUCGUGGAAGGACUAUGAUCCAUAUUCCUGGUAUAAGAAACAGCUCCCCCAGCACCAGCCCAAUUCCCAAGAAGACUCCACCAAAAAACACCCCUCUAAAAGCUCCAACCACAGGGCAGAUUUCCAGUAACUCGCCAAGAGGUGUUAAAACUCCUGCAAAAUCUGACCCCAGCUCUGCAAACAGACAACAGGGGGCUCAAGGAGGAUCAAGCAAAGGCUCAUCCAGGUCGGGAUCAAGAGAUACAACUCCCUCUAGACCUGCACAGCAGACUUUAUCAAGACCUGUGCAGUCACCUGGUCGUACUUCUGUAUCACCUGGAAGAAAUAGAAUCAGUCCUCCCAACAAGUUAUCACAAUUGCCUCGCACAUCAUCUCCAAGUACAGCAUCAACUAAGUCAUCAGGCUCAGGAAGAAUGUCUUAUACAUCCCCCGGAAGGCAUUUAGGCCAGCAAACUCCAACCAAGCAAAGUUGUUUACCAAGAAGUACUAGUGGGAUUCCGAGAAGUGAGUCUGCUUCAAAAGGCUUGAACCAGAGUGCAGCUGCAGGUUCUUCUAAAAAAGUAGAAUUGUCAAGGAUGUCUUCAACAAAAUCAAGUGGAAGUGAGUCUGAUAGAUCAGAAAGACCGGUACUGGUCCGUCAGUCAACCUUUAUCAAAGAAGCUCCUAGUCCAACACUGAAGAGAAAACUAGAAGAGUCUGCCUCAUUUGAAUCAUUGUCACCUACAUCAAGACCAGUCUCCCCCAACAGAUCCCAGUCCCACACACCAGUUUUAAGUCCAUCACUUCCAGAUAUGUCAUUAACCUUGCCAUAUCAAGGUAGUUGUUGGAGGAAAUCCCCCCAAAGCCAAAACUCUUCUGAAAAUGGGGAUGAUAGGUCUCUGAGAAGGCAUGACAUUGCCCGUUCACAUUCUGAGAGCCCAUCCAGACUCCCAAUUAACAGGUCCGGCACUUGGAAGCGUGAGCAUAGCAAGCACUCUUCAUCUCUCCCAAGAGUUAGCACUUGGAAAAGAACUGGGAGCUCCUCCUCCAUCCUUUCUGCAUCUUCUGAGUCAAGUGAAAAGGGAAAAAGUGAAGAUGAAAGGCAACAUGCAAGUUUUGCUCAAGGAAGCAAGCAGAGCAAAGAAAUCCAUACCCCUUUGAAAGGAACAUGGAGGAAGAUCAAAGAAAGUGAAAAUCCCCAAAAUCCGUCUGGUGAUGGAAGUGAUGCUGAUUCAGUGGUUCAUCAAAUGGCUCCUGCUGUGUCCAAGACAGAGGAUGUGUGGGUGAGAAUUGAGGACUGUCCUAUCAAUAACCCCAGGUCUGGGAAAUCGCCAACUGGAAAUACUCCCCCAAUAAUUGACAGUGUGCCAGAAAAAUUGACUAUUGAUGAUCCAGACCCUAAAGACACACAGUCCAAACAAGCUGCAGUAAAUGACAUUGUGGCUGUUUGCACAACGGGACUAGAGCAUCAUGUGAAUUCAUUUAUUAUGAAUGAAAGCCCUGAAAAAAAGGCAGCAGAGACCAAGUCAGUAGCAAGUUAUCCUGCUGCUACACCAGAGACUUCUGAAAACCCUGUUACCGAGCGCACUCCUUUUAGUUCUACAAACUCAAGUAAGCACAGCUCACCCAGUGGUGCUGUUGCUGCAAGAGUAACACCUUUUAAUUAUAAUCCCAACCCCAGGAAGAGCAGCACUGAUAACGGCUCUGCGCGGCCAUCACAGAUUCCAACACCCAUAAACAGCAGCACAAAGAAACGAGACUCCAAAGGUGAUAGUGCUGAGUCUAGUGGAAAUCAGAGCCCCAGACGCCUUUCUGGGUCAUACCUUGUGACGUCUGUGUGAAAAAAACUUUAUUGUGAUUUUAACUAGGAACUGAUCACUAUUAAUGUAUAAUUUGGUACAAUUGCUAUGUAGACUGUUGGUUUUAAAAAAAAAAAAGAAAGAAGUGUAAAUAAAUUGAUUCUUUUCUAGAGGGUAACUGUUCUGGAAGUCAUAUUUGAUAAAGAAACUAUCUUUGCUGGUAGAUGUGGCUGGUACACUUGGUUAACAGAAUGAGAUUAAUUUAGUUGGUAAAGCAAGCAUAUUUGUACUGUACAGAUUGUUUUUCAUGUAUUUAAAAUUAAUCCUUGCCAUAAACUUAUGUCUUGCUUGGCUUGAAUAAAGAAAGAAAAAAAAUACACAAUUUGGAGCCAGUAAAACACUAUUUCAGAAGUACUGUGUUGUACUAAUAUUAUAACUUGAUUUUUUAAAAGCAAGGCGAGAAUUCGGCAGUAGGUCUGUCUAUCAUGCAAACAACAUUAAAAGAGAUCCUGUUGCAAAAAAAAAAAAAAAA